CCAAGAACUGCCCACGUGCCACUACAGUUCCUUCCCAAAAGACUGAAAGCGUGCGAAAAGUACUGUAGUUUCGAGGCGCAAGCCAAAUGGCUCCCUUUCGCACUUCAACCUAACUCGGAUCCUUCCUGAGCAAACCUCCUCACGAUCACCACUACCAGACCGUAGACAGUAAGCAUGGUGGAGGCGGCGAGUGUGCUAUUGUUCCUUCUGCUUUGCACUUUCAGCACAAGCACGGUGAAUGCCUUCAUAAUCUUAUACACUUUCCCACCUCGUUGGGCAAUAUCCAAACCACCAGCACCCGUGACACCGCAGUUGCCGAAUAGCUACAAGGUGACAUCCGCUGCUACAUCGCCUGCUACAUCACCUGCUACAUCGCCUGCUACAUCGCCUGCUACAUCACCUGCUACAUCACCUGCUACAUCGCCUGCUACAUCGCCUGCUACAUCACCUGCUACAUCGCCUGCUACAUCAUUUUCUUUUCGAUUCUCUACGCACCGUGGCGCUCCUGGCACAGCAGAGCACUGCAGCAGUGUGGCUUUUAAGUGCAGAAUUAUCAUUCACGAUUUGCAGCCAGGAAUUCUAUAUCACUGGGGACGCAGCAAGUUGCCUGAUCCCAUAGCGGAUAAGACUGAAAUCCUGAACGCAACAAAGCAACUCGUACCAGUGGGAGGAAAAAAAGACAAUAACUGUCGUUUGGAAUGUGGUCUUUCCCUGGUAGUAUCACCACAUCUACUGAAUCCUCUCGACUUCACCUAUGCAUAUCGCUGUGGAGCUCAGGUCCAUGCGACAUUGCCGGUUGUCUGGGCAUCUGAUGUCUUUGUACUUGGCCAGGACACUACUGCAAGCAGCAACCGCAACAGUAGUAAUGGUCACAGUGCGGGUCGGCUGCAAGGUGAUGCCAGCGGGGAUGCCAGCGGUGCUGGCAGUGAUGACAGCCAUGCAAGCUCAGUACAACGUGUAGUGAAUCUCACAAGCUGCAUUGUGCCAACAGCAUCUCCCAGCCAGUCAAGCACGAUCCGCCCUAGUCAGACCAGAGCAGGUUCUGCAACACUGGGUCAUACUUUAAACGACACUGACGAAUGUAGCACUGGUACCCAUCAAUGUCAUGCAUAUGCUGCAUGUCAGAACACAGUAGGUUCCUAUGUAUGCUCAUGUGCUGAUGACUAUACUGGCAAUGGUAUGCAAUGCUCACCACGGGAACAACCUGCAGGCACGUCCUCGAAUCUCACAGCCCUAACUGUGGGCAUCACUUUGUGUGUUGUACUCAACAUCAGUGUGCUGGCACUCUACUUACUAUGGAAGAACAAGCACAAGAAGAGUGAGGACAUCCCGUCCGCAAUGAUGCUUACUCAAUCCACGACCACAAACGUUAUGUCCACAUCUACAAGCUGGACGGGUGAGAAUUUGUAUGCAAUCGAACCUGGGAAUUCAUCACACAACCAUGGCAACAAGGAAACAGAGGACCCAAACCUAGGAGUCCAUUACCAUAAGGGUGGCAGCUCGGAAUUAGAGGAGGUAGAGGAGGCAGAGGAAGCAGAAUAUGCAGAGUUUGCGAUGAAGGCCGCUGAGUUCAGUUCCCGCCUUGGUUACGAAGUUUGUGAGAAACAGCCCCACUCAUCUACAUACCGCUCACUCGGGGAUUUACACGAUCCGGAUUUAUAUCAAUCCACUCGAAGAAGUGCGAGAAGAAGUUUAUUGGACUAUCCAUGGAUGUAGGGAAAAGCAAAGGGUAGAAUUCAAAGUCAGCUCCUGCCAUGCUAAAUACCAGGGAGUCGUAAAAUACCGACUCCAUGCUAAAUACAAGCAUUUGUUGUUGACAGUCCCUACUUGCAGUAGUUGUAGUAUAGUUUGUAUCUGUAUUUUUAAUAUAGUAGUACACGAGAUCUCUUGAGUACGAAAUAGUGGUUGCGAGUGUCUCUUGAGUGUUAACAGUUUUCGAAGUUACUAAGGCUAGGGAUCGAGUUGACAGUUGUGUGCCCCGCUACAUUAUAGAAUGCGAGGCUUCAUAUCUGUUUGGAUUUAACUUCCGACGCAAUGUUUCACUUUACCAAACGUGGCCUCAAUUUGCCUGUGUAUUUUCCUCAUAUUUGUUCUUGGCCAGCGUGUAGUAAAAUACCUGCAGUAUUUCUUUUACUUCGAAGUACAACUCCAGUAUCUACAGUAGAGUCAUGCGCCCAAGAACGUUGUUUCCCAGGGUUUAGCCGUGGACAUUGUUAUUUUUUCAGCAAUCUGGCUCCGUUCUUAUAGCACGCUCUUAGAAACAGUGUGUACUGGAUCAUAUGUAUCCCACAAGCUGCCAGAAAACCAACACCGCCGUUCUUAGCUUCAGGCUGUGGCGUUCUUAGUAUUUCAGGCUGGACGUUCUUGGGCUCCACGUUCUUCAGCGCGCGCCUCUACUGUACUACUCCCUGGUCACUGCUAUCUUGCAAGUGCUUUUAUGGUAACUAUGUUCUCAAUGUUUUCGCCGUCUUUUAUCCAUCUUACCAUAUAAGGUUCAGUUGCAGACUAGACUGCGUGUGUGGAAGACGGUCACAGCUUUGAAGCUCUGAUGGUGAAUGAAGGAGCUUGGAAGAUUUUCCGUGCUACUCUGCACUCUAUUCGCUGCUGUGUUGGGUUCUGCUGUGGCAUAAGCCCAGCAUUGGACUGCGAGGUGCAAUCGUCUGCAUCAUAUAAUGAGCUGUAUACAGUCAGACC
Messenger RNA from Sycon ciliatum, 2694 nucleotides. RefSeq lists its product as uncharacterized. The record is from RefSeq and is a predicted model, not a curated record. Gene Ontology annotation, molecular function: calcium ion binding. Lineage: Eukaryota; Metazoa; Porifera; Calcarea; Leucosolenida; Sycettidae. The transcript has 6 exons. The coding region runs from base 175 to 1716 and encodes 513 amino acids.